Messenger RNA from Spea bombifrons (plains spadefoot toad), 4033 nucleotides. RefSeq names its product folliculin interacting protein 2 (gene FNIP2). Gene Ontology annotation, cellular component: cytoplasm. Gene Ontology annotation, molecular function: ATPase inhibitor activity; protein-folding chaperone binding. The transcript has 18 exons. The record is from RefSeq and is a predicted model, not a curated record. The coding region runs from base 225 to 3572 and encodes 1115 amino acids. Lineage: Eukaryota; Metazoa; Chordata; Amphibia; Anura; Pelobatidae.
UGGGUCUUGUGACUAGUUAACAGCUUGAGGUAGUGACUGUUGCUGGAGAUGAGGCAAGCAAUGUAGCAGCAGAGUACCUGUCAGAAUAUGAUCCGCUUGCCUGGAAAAUGUAAAGAAUGAAUACACUGUUUUCCGCCUGCUUCUGGACAGCUUCAUAAAAUCUUUUUCAAGGAAUAAUAGUUUUUUUUUCUCCUGGACAUCUGGGUUGCAUAUCAGACACAAUAAUGUGUGGGGGUACAAAAAGGGCAAGUGGCUUUUUUGGAUGCUCAUCAAAAAGCAGUCAAAGAGUUUUACACACAAGCGAGUGUAAAGGCUGGAGCGGUGGGAAUGGCAGAGAUAAGCACAAUACUGGAUCUUCAGGUGUUCACCAAAGGUGGCCUUCUUCUGAGUUCGACUUGAAUUGCAUUCGCUUAAUUGUUUACCAGGACUGUGAAAGAAGGGGCAGACAAGUCUUAUUUGAUUCCAAGACAGUCCGUGAAAUAAAAAAUGAAACGGCACAGAAACCAGGUGAGGAUGGGAAAUCAUGUCCAACCAGCAGCAGCGGGACCUGCACCAUCUCAUCCCGUCGCACCGUAUCAGGGUGUCCUCAGCCACCCAGGGAUCCACUCCCAAGAUACCAGUACACAAAGCCGGCAUCUGACGUGAACAUGUUGGGGGAGAUGAUGUUUGGCUCCGUGGCAAUGAGUUAUAAGGGCUCCACUUUGAAAAUCCACUUUAUACGUUGCCCCCCUCAGCUGAUGAUCAGUAAAGUGUUUUCUGCCAAAGUUGGAAGUUUCAGUGGGAGCACAAACACUUUGCAGGACAGCCUCGAGAACAUAAAUUCAGAUGCCAGUACAGCAAAACUUGGCACGAGUCUGAGUGGUCAGGUAUCUGAUCAAAGUGGAUCUAACCUAGGUGUUUUACAGAUGUGCGGUAGCAAACUGCUGCCUGGCAUGUUUGACGCCCGUCCUCUCCGGCUCAUCCGGAGUGCCUCUUUCUUUGCAGCCCACAGCACACCUGUGGACAUGCCCAGCAGAGGACAGAAUGAAGAUAAGGAUAGUGGCAUCGCUCGAUCAGCUUCUCUGAGUAGCCUACUCAUAACCCCACUGCCAUCGCCAAGCUCAUCAUUUUCAAGCAACUGUGCCAGCAGCUAUCAGCGACGCUGGCUGAGAAGUCAGACCACUAGUUUAGAGAAUGGGGUUAUCCCUAGGUGGCCAACAGAAGAAACCUUUAGCAUGGCAGAUGAAAAUUACACAUCCAACCCAGCAAUGAUCGGAAGGAAGAAGAUUGCGGUCAGCAUCCUCUUCUCCCUGUCUGAAUGUGAUGAAGCCCAGAAGAGUUUUCAGGAUUUCUUUUUUUCCCAUUUCCCUCUGUUUGAGUCACACAUGAAUAAACUAAAGGCUGCUAUAGAAAAGGCCAUGAUAUCCUGCAGAAAAAUCACCGAAUCAAGUCUGCGGGUCCAGGUUUAUCUUAGCCAGGUCAUGGAUGCACUGGGGCACUUUAGGGAGACUAUCUGGAACCUGUACUAUGUUCCACGCAUUGCGGAACCGGUGUGGCUUACUAUGAUGUCCAGCACUUGUGAAAAAAGCCAACUGUGCCACAAUUUUCUAAGAGAGUUCACCUCGCUUAUUGAUCAGCUUAAUAAGAAUCAGUUCUUUGCAGCAUUAAUCACUGCUGUAUUAACUUACCACUUGGCAUGGGUACCCACCGUGAUGCCAAAUGACCAUCCUCCAAUCAAAUCCUUCUCUGAAAAGCACACGUCACAGUCUGUGAGCCUGCUGGCCAAGUCACACCCAUACAACCCGCUCUGGGCACAGCUUGGAGACUUAUAUGGGGCAAUUGGCUCUCCAGUCAGAAUGACUAGAACAGUUGUGGUUGGCAAACGAAAGGAUUUAGUCCAGCGCAUCCUUUAUGUUCUCACUUACUUCAUCCGGUGCUCAGAGCUGCAAGAGAACAACCUGGUGAGGAGUGCGGGCCCAGAAAAAGGUGAACCGAUGGAGAAUGGCAGUAAGAUCAUAACCUGUCUUGAAAAGGGAGAGGUGGAAGACUCUGAGUACGUCAUUGUAACUGUAAACAAUGAGCCUGCUCUGAUGUCCCCUUCUUUACCCAAUAACAUAUCUACAACAUCUGCCCCAAAUAGUAAAGUGGAGUUGCUACCUACUAAAAAUGUUUUGAAUAAGUUAAAUACAGGAGAAAACCUGGCUGUUGGCUCCUGUAAAGAGCAGCCCUUUAUGGCUAAGGAAGCCAAGCUCGAAAUUCUGACCCCAGUGUCCAGAGCACCAGGCAGUAGAUUUGAAGAUGUUGCCGUUCCGGAUUGUUUGCCUCCACUGGAAAAGGAUGGUCGCCAUGAAUUCAAUGAUGAGAAGCAAUUGUGUAAAGAAGUUAAACUGUCAGACUGGGCAAAGGAAUUGCUGUGCAUGCAAACAGAUAAUCCGAUUCAUCCUCCAGAUAAGGUCAUCUUCAAAAUGGGCUGCUCACCUUCAUCAGACUAUGAGAUGGACAGUGGCAGGGAGCAGCCAGGGGUAAAACCAGAAGCACUUCCCAGACAGGCAGACAAAGCUAAGCAUCCCACCACAAAAUGUUCUGCCAGCACUCAAACAAGAACUACCACUGAAAAAAGGCACAGCAUCUCUUCUCAAAUCUCCUCCUCUGAGGGUGGCUCCAGUAUUUUUGAUGAAUAUUUUGUAGAAGGGAAUGGCAUUGAGACAAAUACAGUAGAAACCCUUCCUUCACAAAUAGUAUUGUCCGAUAAAUGUUUUGUUUCAAGCUGUGUAACAUCUGCAGUAAAAGCAACCAGUGAAGAACUAAGAACUUGCAAAGAUGUCAUUCAUAAUGCUGAUAAUACAGAGACUGCUGUGUACUCCUCCAGAGAUGUCCCCUGUGGGGAUUUAGGGAGAAGGAUUGGGGUUAGGGAAGGAGACAUUCCACGGAACAGGAGCUGCGACAGUGCUCUCGGGAACAGCGAUGAAGAGGGAAGCAACCCUUCAGACAGUCAAGGCCACAUUGGCCAAUAUCCUGAAAUGGAGCUUCCACUACCCAGGUCUGACAUCGUCGGCACUCCAAGUCUGAAACACUUUGGAAAGUCGCUCUUUGGUGGUUACUGUCCCACAUACAUGCCUGAUCUAGUGCUGCACGGGAUAAGCAAUUGUGAGAAGCUGAAGCAGUGUCUGUCCUCUGACCUGGCACACUCAACACAUCACCCGGUGUUGGAUGAGCCCUUGGCGGAAGCGGUUUGCGUUGUUGCAGACACGGAUAAAUGGAGUGUGCAAAUAGUCAGCAGCCAAAAAAUGACGCUGGACAAUACAAAGCUAGGCACAGAUGUGUUGGUGUCCAGUCAAGUCUGCAGUCUGCUUCAAUCUAUUUCCCAGCUUUAUAAGCUCAGAACACCUCCUGUUUUUUGUGUGAUGCACCUAGAGGACAAGCUGCAAGAGUUAUAUUUGAAAAGUAAAAUGUUGUCCGAAUACUUGAGAGGGAACACAAGAGUCCACGUAAAGGAACUUGGAGUUGUUUUAGGCAUUGGAUCCAAUGAUUUACCUCUGCUGGCUGCUGUGGCAAGCACUCAUUCUCCACAUGUUGCGCAAAUACUUUUAUAAGCUGAAUUUUGCAAAUGGUCAUUCCUGAAGAAGAAGAGAGCCAUUCCGGAUAAUUUGGAGGCAUGCUCUCGAAAGCUGGACUGAGAUAAGCGAGAAGUGAUGAUGCCAUCUCUUCUUCUAGAGACUGAUGUUUACAUGGAGUAAAAGGCGUUACAGAUCUUCCUGUAGCCUUGGUGUUGCUUCACUGGGAUGUAUUUACAAAGUGGGAAGGGGGACUCGAUAACACUAGAACAGUAAUUAUUUUUUUUUGUAUAAGUCUGGUUUGGCUGGCCAAAAUCUGUGAUUGUAUAACCUGGCUGUUGUUGGAGUUGUAUAUAAUAUUUGAGGGAUGCAUAAUGAUCGGCGCAUGCAAUGUACUUUUUGUUGUUUGGAAUGACUUUGUAUGAAUUCUGCUUUCUCCACACCAUUAGGUCCGUCAUUUGUAUAUUAAAUGUCCCCAACACUUCUAUGCACAGAUAUAA